Messenger RNA from Fusarium proliferatum ET1, 360 nucleotides. RefSeq lists its product as uncharacterized. NCBI's taxonomy places the organism in Eukaryota, Fungi, Ascomycota, Sordariomycetes, Hypocreales, Nectriaceae. Gene Ontology annotation, biological process: glucan catabolic process. Gene Ontology annotation, cellular component: cell surface; extracellular region. Gene Ontology annotation, molecular function: beta-glucosidase activity. The transcript has 2 exons. The record is from RefSeq and is a predicted model, not a curated record. The coding region runs from base 1 to 360 and encodes 119 amino acids.
AUGUGCCAACAAAAGCCUAACAACAAAAGGUGGCUUCCAGCAACCAAAAAGAUCCGAGGAGUAAACCUCGGCUCCCUCUUCAUCUUUGAGCCCUGGAUCGAUAGCCAAGAAUGGGCCAACACAGGUUGUGAGGGGGAAAAGUCCGAAUUUGACUGUGUCAUGAACAAGGGACAAGACAUUGCAGACAAAAACUUUCAAGCUCAUUGGAAACGCUGGAUCAAUCAAACCGAUCUCGACGAGAUGAUGAGCUAUGGCCUGAACACUAUUCGUCUGCCUCUAGGAUAUUGGCUAAAGGAAGACCUUGUUGACGAUUCAGAGCACUUCCCCAAGGUAUUUGAAUCGUUUCUUGAUAUGCUGUAG